Messenger RNA from Branchiostoma floridae (Florida lancelet), 2374 nucleotides. Its product is annotated as tetraspanin-5-like. Gene Ontology annotation, cellular component: membrane. Gene Ontology annotation, biological process: protein localization to plasma membrane; protein maturation; regulation of vascular endothelial growth factor signaling pathway. NCBI's taxonomy places the organism in Eukaryota, Metazoa, Chordata, Leptocardii, Amphioxiformes, Branchiostomatidae. The record is from RefSeq and is a predicted model, not a curated record. The transcript has 9 exons. The coding region runs from base 141 to 944 and encodes 267 amino acids.
UUGAUGACGUCAGCACAAGUCAGCCCCAGGAAUGAAUAGUAGCGGUAAAGGCAGGAUCUGACUCAACCUUUCAGGCGAAAAUCGCCGACGUUUUCCUCUUCUUUUUGACGUUUUAUGGGUUCCUGACCAAGCUACAAGCCAUGGCCAGAGAUACAGAAGUGAGCUGCUUGGUCAAGUACCUGGUUUUUGGCUUCAACGUGAUAUUUUGGUUGGCAGGAGGCUUCAUUCUGGGCAUAGGACUCUGGGCAUGGUUUGAAAAGGGCACGUUUGACAACAUUGCGAAGGUGGCCAAUGUCCCCGUGGACCCUGUGCUGAUCUUCGUGGUGGUCGGUGCCAUCAUGUUCAUCCUGGGCUUCUCCGGCUGCGUCGGGGCGCUCAGGGAAAACAUCAUCCUGCUCAGAUUUUUUUCUGUGGUUCUCGGCAUCAUCUUUUUUGUGGAGUUGGCUGUGGGCGUGUUGGGCUUUGUGUACAAGGACUGGUUCAGGCAGCAGCUGGACAACUUCAUCCAGGCAAACAUCAUCCACUACAGGGAUGACCCUGACCUGCAGAACAUCAUUGACUUUGUCCAGUCCUAUUUCCAGUGCUGUGGUGGGGAGGACUACAAUGACUGGGAGAACAACAUCUAUUUCAACUGCACACUGAAGGAGUCCCGCGGGUCCAGAGAAGCCUGCGGCGUUCCUUUCUCGUGCUGCAAGGACCAAGGGAACAACAACGUCCUCAACACCCAGUGUGGAUAUGACGUCAGGGAAGAAGAAAUAAACCCGAGUGCACGAGCCUUAGCCAUCUACACAAAAGGUUGUGUGCCUCAGUUUGAGGCCUGGCUGCAAGAGAAUUUGUUUGUGGUGGCAGGAGUGGCCAUUGGAAUAGCACUGUUACAGGUGUUUGGUAUUUACCUGGCCAACAGCCUGGUCAGCGAUAUUCAGGCCAUUCAGGCCCUCUGGUAACCCCCAUGCACAGCUUUCCAGGGCGGGGCGGAUCCUGGGAAUCUGUUUUGCAAACAGCCUCAUCAGCGACAUCCAGGCACAGAAGUCGCGCUGGCAGUUCCGCAGGUAGACCGUUAGGGUCACAGGUCACCACAACGACCCCACCAUCCAACCAACCUCUGGAAGAGACCAUUGCAUCAGGGGGGUGUAAAAGGAUCUACUUUUAUGUGAUCAUUGUGUAAAAAAGUUUCAAUAAGGAUCAGUGUAUGUAUCUCAAUAAAUUUGACAUUUUUGGCCAGCAAUGUGUGGCUUGAACCCUAAAAUUGUGGAGAGCCUAAACAGAUUAUGGUUUAAAUAUGCUGCCCCAUUUCUGAGUAACACAAGAUGUUGGAAAUGUUACAGUGUCUUACUUUACAAAAACAUUCUGAAAGUAUUGCAAUGCUCUCCUCACUAAAAACUGUUAUUAGGGGUAAAACUCUUCUACCAGUACCUGUUUCAUUUUUCUGAAGUUGAAUGAGCCACAACAGAAUUUUAGAUGCUUUAUCUUACCAAGGAGUUCCUUACUUAACCUCCUUGAUCUUACAUUGGCGUGCUUACCAUAAAUCAAAUUGUAGUCAAGCACAAGACCAUGAACAUUUAACCUCAAGGGAAAUAUGUACUACUUUUUGGCCUUAUUUCUCCAACUGUUUCAUUUUUCUGUACCUAGACUUUUGAUCACACAAAGGCUCAACAACUUGGCAAUUUUGAACACAUUUCCAGAUGAAACCUGAUUAAGGUGUAGCAAAAUGAAAGAUGAUGUCAUUAUGCAGAUGAAAGAUUUUUAUCACUAAGGCCAUGUUGUUUUGAUUAUACAUUGUAUGGAUGACAUCCUCUGGGAAUCCCAAAAGUGAUGUGUGACAAGUAAAAAAAAAGUUGUCUUCAUUAGGACAUCUGGGUGGUUAGGAGAGUGUGGUAUGGCAUACGGUACAAUUUUGUUCUUUCACAUCUUCUUCUUUGACUUUGGCAUUCUACGACAUUAGUAUUCAUGUUCAUUUUUUUCAACUUACAGCAAAGUGCAACAGCUUUGUAUGACUUACUGUUUGGUUGAAAACUUUUAUCGCAAACAGAUGAAACUGAUGCACACGUGGAUGUCAUCCAUAUGAUCGAUUCAAAAUACUGUAGCUGAUAUCCAUGGUAGAUGUGUUUAAAUAUGCAUCAAUUUGUACAUCUUUUAUUACUAGUCAAAAGAGCAUUAUUCCACAUAGAAAAAAGUUGUUUUAUUUCAAGGGCAAAUUUGUUUAGAGUUGCAAAGAUUUUACCAUAAAAAGAAGGCUGCCUGUAAGAUAUCUAGAACCAAUCUAAUUUGUUUUAGUUAUCUCAUUUGAGUGCCAGGGAGAAAGCAAACAGUUUUCUGUCUUAAGGCCACACCAAUUUUAUUUCUUGGUUCUCGGAUUUUUUCAGAAAAAUAUUGG